UCUACACUACCACGAUGACGUAAACGUCCCAGGAAAUAUCACGCUGGCUCUCAAUUAGAGGAUCUCAAAGUCAUACAAGAUGGUGUUAGAAACUCUCUCCAGGAUUAUCAAGAUACAACUUCCAGCCUACCUCAAGAAGCUGCCUCUGCCAGAAACUAUCGGUGGAUUUGCGAGACUCACAGUUUCAGAGUGGUUGCGGCUCCUACCAUUGUUGGGCAUUUUGGCUCUGUUGGGUUACCUGACUAUCCGACCCUUCCUGCCCAAGAAAAAGAACCAAAAGGACAGUUUAAUCAACCUGAAGAUCCAAAAGGAAAACCCUAAAGUGGUGAACGAAAUCGACAUAGAGGACCUGAAGAGUCCAAACGUUUGCUACUGUCGAUGCUGGCGAUCCAAAACGGGAUGCACCGAUAUGACAUUUUUUGGUUGAGACCGAUUUUAACAAAAUCUAUAAGCUGAUACCAAUAUUUGCCACUCACGAUAUUUUGUCAUCAGAUCACUGUUUUACUUAAGACUAUGCUUUAAAGACAUACCAAGGGGUACAAAAGCUUUUUUUUUUUACUGUUCUAACAAUAAAACAUUUCUAUUGAACAUGGAUUGGAUCUGUUGAACACAUGAUGGGCCAACAUUUUAUAGAGAAAGAUAAAUGGAAGAUAAACGUAUUUAAAAAUAUACACAAAUUAACUAAAUAUAACAUAAUGAUAGAUAAGAAAAAAAAGGUUAUUUUGUACUUCUAAAACAUUUCUGCACUUCUGUUUUUGCAGUUCAAAACAACUGGUCACAUUUUACAUGUACUGUAUAUGAUAAAACAUUACAAAUUCAUACUAUGCUUAUGUUGGGCAAUUCCACUGAUAUGACAACCACAUCAUGAAAAAUUAAACAAAGAAAACAAAACCCCCUUUUAAAUUCUGUAUUAUAUUGGUAUAAUGGAUACUGCCAUCCAGACUGCAAAAGGGCUCCUGACUGAAGCACUGAAUGUGUGGUGUCCCCCCACCCCAGGUUAUAAUGGUUGCUACAGCUCUGGCUUGCUUUAUUACUUCAAUGAAAUUACAUUUUUAAUUGAAAAUAUACAGGUACAUAUUGACUUUAUCAUAUCAAGAUAUCAAAUGUACAUACACAUAUGGAAUAACAUACAUUUAUACAAUUUUCAGGGAAAUAAAAACAGAAAUUACAGAUAAAAAAAAAGACCAUGUAACUUUCUUUUUCUUUUUUUUACUACUGAGACUAGUGCAAUCUCUGAUAGAGAUAGAAAUGCCAAUGGUAAAUAAAAAUUUAUAAAUAUAAGAAAAGAACAAUAGAUGUAAAUAAGAAAAUAAAGUGCAAAGAUGUAAAAUUAUAUUUCGAAAGGUAAACGUUACUUAAAAUAUCAGGGGAUACUUUAAUUCAUUUAAUAAUACGUUUUAUUUUAACAGCGCUGUAACGGUUCAAGGACGGGCAAGGAGGUGGCGGGAACCGGCUGAACAGUCAACAUAAACUUUAAUGAUAUAAAUGAACUUAAAACAACAUAAAACAUAAGGACACACAGACACAUAUGCAGCACGGCCACGUGUGUCUCUCUCUCUUGAACCGGUGUCUCAGGCUUCCCUAUAUCUCACUCUCCCGCUGAUCUGCUGAUUCAGCUCCGGCCGUGCUCCAUCACGGCCCGGCCACGCCCUCCUCCUCAUCACACUCCUCCCCCGCCUGAUUCAGGCCAGGGCGCUACCGGUCUGAGACGCUGCCCUUCCGGCCGUUCUGUCAGCCAGUGAUCCACCCCGCCUCCUGUGAACAUGGGGGAAAGACGAGGGGAGGCAUGGGGAGAGGGAAAGGGCGAGCGGAGACACAGAGAGAGAGGAGAGAGAGAGAAGCAUUUGCUCGCCGGCUCCCGGACACGCUGUCGCCCAGUCCUCAACCGCUCCUCCGCCCUCUGGCGGACGCCAGCUUGCUCUUCCCCUGGCGAACGCCAGCGAGUCCUCCAGCCCCUGGCGGACGGAAACACUCCUCCCCUUCUCGGCAGACAGCUGCAGUUCCUCCGGCUCUUGGCGGCCGGCAGUGACCUCUCCGUCCCCAGGCAGACGGCCGCGGCUGCUCCCCUGGCGGAUGGCAGCGGUGAGGACUCCGCGACAGCGCAUCCCUCCUCCCUCCUGGGUUUCAGCACCACUGUAGCAGUUCAAGUACGGACAAGGAUGAGGUGUGAACUGGCUGAAGUCAACAUAAACUUUAAUGAUAUAAAUGAACUUAAACAUAAACACAAACACACAUGCAAAGCGGCUGUGUGCGUCUCUCUCUCUCUCUAACCGGCGUCUCCGGCUGCCCUUUAUCUCGCUCUCCCGCUGAUCAGCUGAUUCAGCACCGGCCGUGCUCCAUCGCCCUCCUCGUCACAAGCGCCUUUCCAAAAGCUCAAGGUCGCUUUACAGUCAGUGUACAUUGUUAUAACAAAAAAUUACAAGGGUCAAAGAAAAAAAACGAAAAAAAAAACUUUCAGCAACCAGAAAUAGAAUGAUAGUUCUGUGAGAAAAGAUGAGUUUUAAGCUGAGAUUUGUAGAUAGAGAUGGAGGAAAUGUUGCGGAGGCUUAUAGGGAGUGGAUUCCACAUUUUUGGUGCAAUUACACUGAAGGAUCUGCCACUCAAAGUCGAGAGGCAAAAUCUGGGGAUAGAGAGAGAGAUGGAUAAUUUAGGUAUAAGGGGUUCGACUGACAAAAAAAGUUUGGGAACCCCUGACGUAGCCUUUAGGUAAGUGCCACUUUCACAGCUGUCACAUCCGUUUAUGGUGGUUUUUCCCUUAAUGUCAGAAUGAGGAAGAACAUUUAAUAUUUCAUUUUUAUUCUAAGGAGUCCCAACCCUUCUACAUUUUGUGGCUAUCAUUAUUUCUGGAUUGUGCAUUUAAAUUCAGAGUUUUUACCAACUGUGAUUAUAAUUAAUUAUAUUUAAACCUGUUUUUUUUUUUAUUAUUUUUAAUCAGUUAUAUUUUUAUGCUUAUAACCGAUAUGCCGAUGGUUUUAAUUUGCUGAUAAAUAUCGAUACAUUGGUGCAUCCCUAUUCAUUUUUUUAUGAAAAAGAAAAAGCAUGUGUGAUUGUUAGCUUCCUGUUUGUCAGUGUCAGUUUUGUCCCUGGGUGCCCCUAAAACCACUGUUACUAUGAAAACUUAAGUUGUCUCUCUUC
Messenger RNA from Myxocyprinus asiaticus (Chinese sucker), 3135 nucleotides. RefSeq names its product CDGSH iron-sulfur domain-containing protein 2. The record is from RefSeq and is a predicted model, not a curated record. Gene Ontology annotation, molecular function: 2 iron, 2 sulfur cluster binding. Gene Ontology annotation, biological process: regulation of autophagy; autophagy of mitochondrion. The coding region runs from base 80 to 427 and encodes 115 amino acids. NCBI's taxonomy places the organism in Eukaryota, Metazoa, Chordata, Actinopteri, Cypriniformes, Catostomidae. Gene Ontology annotation, cellular component: intracellular membrane-bounded organelle; mitochondrial outer membrane. The transcript is spliced from 3 exons.